This is a messenger RNA of Oncorhynchus kisutch (coho salmon), 4227 nucleotides long. RefSeq names its product B-cell receptor CD22. Lineage: Eukaryota; Metazoa; Chordata; Actinopteri; Salmoniformes; Salmonidae. The record is from RefSeq and is a predicted model, not a curated record. The transcript is spliced from 11 exons. Bases 141 to 1979 code for a protein of 612 amino acids.
GGGACCACUCUGUGUCUGGGUGAAGAAUGAGAAGGACCACCAUUUCCAGCAGAGGAAUUACCAUUAGGACAAUCGUUGAGUUUUUAAAUCCGUUUUUUUGUGUGUUUUUUUAAACAAUUCUAGGUGAAACUUUACAUGAGAUGAAAGGCGCAGAGAGACUCAUCUUUCUGGGCUGGCUGCUGACAGGUACCCUGUGUCAAGGUGGGGUGGAAGGAACGGUCUGCACUAAUCCUCCCAGGAACACGUCAGUAUCUGUGAUUCCCUCUGGCGAAGUGUUAGAGGGCAGCUCAGUGACUCUGACCUGCAGCAGUGAUGCCAACCCACCAGGGAUCAGCUACCACUGGUACUCAGUGAGAGCAGGUGACACCAGAUCUACAGGCUAUGGGCCGGUCCUGAGGACCAAAAUCUGGGCGGACAAUACCCACUUCUACUGUGAAGCCAAGAAUAUGUGUGGAGCACAUAAUUCAACGAUCACUAAAGUAACUGUGUGGUAUGGUCCUAAAACCAUGUCUGUGUCAGUCACCCCAUCUGGACCCGUGUUUGAUGGUGCGAUGGUGAAUCUGACCUGCAGCAGCAAUGGCAACCCACCAGUAAGCAGCUUCACCUGGUACAGUGUGAAGGGAGACCAGGCGACACGGCUUGGGGUUGGGACGAGGCUAGAGACCAGUGUGUCUGCAGAAGUCCACCAGUUUUACUGUGAGGGCAGAAACGACCAUGGAGGACAGAACUCAACGCUGAUAGAAGUGGUUGUACAGUAUCCUCCCAGAAACACGUCAGUAUCAGUGAAUUCCUCUGGUCCAGUGUUGAAGGGCAGUUCAGUGACUCUGACCUGCAUCAGUGAUGCCAACCCACCAGUGUCCAGCUAUAACUGGUACUCAGUCGACGAGAGCGAAACACGCAGUGUAAUAGGAUUUGAACAGAUGUACACAGUAGCUAAUGUCAAUGGUAAUACACAGUACUUCUGCAUAGCUAAAAAUCAACACGGAUCGGACAAUUCAACAACGCUCCAGCUCGACAUUCAGUAUCCUCCCAGGAACACGUCAGUAUCUGUGAGUCCCCCUGAUUCUGUGUUAGAGGACAGUUCAGUGACACUGACCUGCAGCAGUGAUGCCAACCCACCAGUGACCAGUUACCGCUGGUACUCAGUGAGAGAGGGGAAGGAGGACUAUGUGGCUUCUGGACAAAAACUAAUCCAGGCCACAAUGAAUGUUAUUGACGGAAGAGAAUACUACUGUAAAGCCCAAAAUCAUCAUGGAGAGGAUCAGUCAGCGACUACAAACGCAUCUAUAGAGUUUGCUCCUCAGAUCUCAUCCUCCUCUCGCUGCCUCCACUCCGGAUCUCAGGUCAGCUGUACCUGUGACAGCCACGCUAACCCCGCCCCCUUGGUGCAGUGGCGUCUGUCUGGCCGACAUGUCAAUCAUUCCACAGCCACGGCCAUCAGGGAGGAGCCUCUGGGCAGAAUUGGCCUCAGGAGCAUUCUGACCAUCCGUCAAUCACAAGAAGACACGCCCACUGCACUUUGCCUCAGCUCCAACUCUCAGGGCUCUGCCAGUCUGCAGCUUUGUGUCACCUCCACAGGUUACCAGAUGCUGUCUCUGUUGGUGGGAGCUGGGGCAGGUGCUGCUGGGAUGCUGUUGCUGUGCGUCGUAACAUGUAUCAUUGCCAGGAGAUUGCAUGCCAAGACAACCUGGGAUCUGAAACCGGAGGACAUAACAGAGCUCAUACUAACUGACUGGACUCUCUCUCAGGAAGAGGACUCUCUGUACGCCAGUAAAUCCACACUGACCGGACACCCGCGAGCCAACGGGGCCAAUGGGAAAGGGACCAGAGGGGUUAAUCCAGACCUCCAUGGGCCCCAACCCACAGACCCUCCUGGAGGUCUACACUAUAAACCCCCACCCAUAGGCCCCCCUAACUGUGAUCACGUACCCCUCCAGCACUCCAGCCUGGAUACCACCACGACCAGGAUAGAGGGGUAGGGAGCGGGGGGGGUGACAUCACACGUGACAUCACGGGUGACAUCAGGGGUGAGAGAGGGUGACAGUUUCCUACCAGGAGAACACCUAUAUGUCAGUUUCCAACCAGGAGAACAUCUAUAUGUCAGUUUCCAACCAGGAGAACAUCUAUAUGUCAGUUUCCAACCAGGAGAACACCUGUCACCUUACCUAAAUUUCAACUGAACAGGACAUUUGAUUCAGGAAAUCUUUUCAAUCGCCUGAUGUUGUUGUUGUUGCUCGACUGUGUUGAUUUAAUUGAUGUUAACUCUCAGAGUGAAAAAAACAUGGGAGGGGCCCUCAUUAUUAUAUUUCCCAGCAGGCUUCAGGAAUAGAAGUCAUUGAAUGCAACAACCGUGUCUCUGUCACUAAAAAAUACAGUAAUGGACGGACGGGCAUCUCUCACAUUCACUAGAAAUGCAUUCUGGGAAAUUUGAAAAUACAGCUUUGCACCCUACAGUGUCAAAACAAAACCCCCAAUGUUCAGCGUUUGAAACCUAAACACCUUGUGCUGACUAAACGUGUUCACCCGUUUAAAAAAAGGGUUAAACAUGUUCUGGUGUUUACAAUCUGUUGUUAUGAGCUGAACCCUCUUCAAAUCAAAUCAAAUGUUUUUGGUCACAUAGACAUGGUUAGCAGAUGUUAAUGUGAGUGUAGUGAAAUGCUUCUAGUUCCGACAGUGCAGUAACAAGUAUCUAACAAGUAAUCUAACAAUUCCCCAACAACUACCUACUACACACAAAUCUAAAGGAGUGAAUGAGAAUAUGUACAUAUAAAUAUAUGGAUGAGUGAUGGAUGAACGGCAUAGGCAAGAUGCAGUAGAUGGUAUAAAAUACAGAAUAUACAUAUGAGAUGAGUGAUGUAAGAUAUGUAAACGUUAUUAAAGUGGCAUUGUUUAAAGUGUCCAGUGAUUGGGUCUCAGCGUAGGCAGCAGCCUCUCUGAGUUAGUGAUUUCUGUUUAGUGUGUUGGCAGCAGCCAUUCAAUGUUAGUGGUGGCUGUUUAACAGUCUGAUGGCCUUGAGAUAGAAGCUGUUUUUUCAGUCUCUCGGUCCCAGCUUUGAUGCACCUGUACUGGCCUCGCCUUCUGGACGAUAGCGGGGUGAACAGGCAGUGGCUCGGGUGGUUGUUGUCCUUGAUUAUCUUUUUGGCCUUCUUGUGACAUCGGGUGAUGUAGGUGUCCUGGAGGGCAGGUAGUUUGCCCCCGGUGAUGCGUUGUGCAGACCUUACUACCCUCUGGAGAGCCUUGUGGUUGCGGGAGGUGCAGUUGCCGUAACAGGCGGUGAUACAGCCCGACAGGAUGCUCUCGAUUGUGCAUCUGUAAAAGUUUGUCAGGGUUUUGGGUGACAAGCCACAUUUCUUCUGCCUCCUGAAGUUGAAGAGGCGCUGUUACGCCUUCUUCACCACACUGUCUGUGUGGGUGGACCAUUUCAGUUUGUCUGUAAUGUGUACGCCAAGGGAACUUUCCACCUUCUCCACUGCUGUCCCUUCGAUGUGGAUAGGGGGGUGCAUGUGAACAUUGUUGGACUAUGUGAACAUUGCUGUUAUGGUUUAAACCCUUGUUGUUAUGAUUUAAACACUGCUGUUAUGGUUUAAACCCUUGUUGUUAUGAUUUAAACACUGCUGUUAUGGUUUAAACCCUGUUGUUAUGAUUUAAACACUGCUGUUAUGAUUUAAACACUGUGACAUGUUUUUGUUGAACUUCUAAAUGCCUUGAAGAGUUUAAAAAGUGUUCCAGAAAAGUGUUUAGCUAUCUGUUCAGAUCAUAAACACUUGGCUUUACAGUGUAGAGAGUAGGGGGGUUAGUAGGGAGGGGGACAAAGGAGGGAAGGGGAGACAAGGAGGAGGGGGGAGAUGGGAGAGAGAAGGGGGAGAGAGGCCAGCAUCAAAGGACAACAGCCAGAGGAGGAAGAGGCGGAUUCGGAGCUUGGGAAUUGUGUCUUAACGUCCUAGUAAGACAAAAGCCGGAGUGAGAAUGAAUGCCGUGGUUGGGUCAGGAACUGGCAGGGAGGGUGGGGUUAACGCAGGACAAGCAGGAAAGGAAUGGCAACAAAGGACUCUAGAACCUGGACCAAUAGAAUGCUUUCUGACUGGCUGAUUGUCUCCAGGAGCCCAGGAGGGACACAAUGGAGACUUCGUUUGUUUUGCUUUCUGUGAAUGUUACGCUGUAUUUAUAAACUCUGGAAUUAUAAAAAAAAAACAAUGUUGAAUAAAAUCCAAAUAAGUUUAUAAUAGA